Molecule: messenger RNA, 1717 nt
Organism: Schizosaccharomyces cryophilus OY26
Lineage: Eukaryota; Fungi; Ascomycota; Schizosaccharomycetes; Schizosaccharomycetales; Schizosaccharomycetaceae
Product: COPII-coated vesicle component Erv46
Exons: 1
Coding region: 401-1588 (395 amino acids)
Biological process (GO): endoplasmic reticulum to Golgi vesicle-mediated transport; retrograde vesicle-mediated transport, Golgi to endoplasmic reticulum
Cellular component (GO): Golgi membrane; COPII-coated ER to Golgi transport vesicle; endoplasmic reticulum
Source: RefSeq, a predicted model, not a curated record
CCAAAAACGAGCUGAAAUUUUUAGGGUAUAAAGUUCUAUUAAUCAUUAUUUUCUUAAUAUUUUCUAUACAAAAAUCAUUCUUUUGAGAAUUCUUAAACGAAUUUCAGCGUUUUGUUCAGACUGUUCUCUCCCACAUGUGUGCCUAGUGAUAUCCUGCUACCUUCAUAGUAUCCUUUCGCUAUUGGCAUCUAUUGUUUAAUUGUAGUUUGCUAAACUGAUGUACUCGUUUUUUCAUAAUAUUUUCUUAUUUUUCUAUUAAAGAUCGACAUUUUUGAAGCUUGGAUACGCUUUUUUACCGUCUUUGUAACUUUCUUAAUAAUUUUUUCCGUGACAACCUCAGGAUACCUUUUUCCCUUCUUUUUAUAUUCUGAUAGAUUCUCAUACAAGGUAAUUUCUGGAAAUGGCUUUUCGAUCUCCUCUUCGCAAGUUUGACUUUUUUCAAAAGACCGUUGAAGACGCUCGUAUAAAAACCGCCAGCGGUGGUCUUAUUACACUAAUCUCUUCCGCUAUUGUUCUCUUUGUAAUCCUUUUAGAAUGGAUUCAAUACCGUAAGGUGGUUGUUGUUCCAGAAAUCGUCGUAAACCCAUCUCAUGGUGAGCGUAUGGAAAUUAAUUUCAACGUUACCUUUGCAAAGAUUCCAUGCCAGCUUUUAAGUGUGGACGUUUUGGAUAUUAGCGGUGAAUUUCAACAAGACGUCCAGCAUUCUGUUUCUAAAACUAGGCUUUCCCCUGAAGGAAAAGUUAUUUCCGUAGACAAUUUACUGCUGAAUGAUCCGGAGAACGACCAAGAUCCUUUAAAUACCACUCCUGAGGAAAAGACAUGUGGUGAUUGUUACGGUGCUGCCGACUUUGCUCCUGUUGAUACUCCUGGCUGUUGCAACACAUGCAAUGCGGUACGUGAAGCAUAUGGUCGAGCUAAUUGGGGUAUCGGCGAUGUGGAUGCGUUCAAACAAUGUAAAGAAGAACAUUUUAAAGAAAACUAUGAGGCUCAAAAAGUAGAGGGUUGCAAUCUGGCCGGUCAAUUAUUCGUAAACCGCAUGGCAGGUAACUUUCACAUUGCCCCCGGCCGGUCGUCCCAAAAUGGUAUAAAUCACAUACACGAUACUCGCGACUUUUCGAAAGAAAAGGAGCUACAUGAUAUGAGCCAUACCAUUCAUCAUUUGAGCUUUGGUCCUCCUCUUGAUCCUUCUAUUGCUAAAGAAAACCCUUUAGACAAUAUGGUGAAGAAAACCAACAUUCCCGACUACAGAUAUGAAUACUUUAUCAAAUGCGUGUCUCAUCAGUUUAUCCCAUUAAAAGCUGGUACAGGAAUUAUUGAUACUAAUCGCUAUGCUGUGACACAACAUGAACGACCAAUUCAUGGUGGUCCUGAAGAGAAACUUCCCUCUCAUAUUAAUCACAGAGGCGGUGUUCCUGGCCUAUGGUUUCACAUUGAUAUUAGUCCUAUGCGCGUCAUUCAUCGCCAAAUCCAAGGAAAUACUCUUGGAGGCUUCUUGACAAACGUCCUAUCUCUUUUAGGCGGAUGUGUUACUUUAGCGGCCUUUAUUGAUCGUAGUUUGUAUGAAGUCAAAAAGCUCAAGAAAACAUGAACUUGAACUCAGAGUCGGACGAGUUACAAAAGAAGUUUUUUAUAUGAUUAAUAACUCUCAGGAUCCAAAUACUUAGUCGGAGAAGGCUACUAUAAAAGAUGUGAAGAAGUCAGAAACGAAAUCACGAGU